This is a messenger RNA of Oppiella nova, 429 nucleotides long. The record is from the annotation of a GenBank genome assembly. Lineage: Eukaryota; Metazoa; Arthropoda; Arachnida; Sarcoptiformes; Oppiidae.
AUGGGUCAUAAUAGAUACGGACAAUUAGGUUGUGGACCAGACAGUGAUAUACUAUAUGGGGACACAAUUCGAGUGAAUUUCAGUCCUAAUCACGAAAUUAAAAGUAUUUAUUGUUGUCUUUACUCUUCAUUUGCCAUCACAUCGGAGGGACAGGUGUUUAGUUGGGGUCGAAAUGAUUUCUACCAAUUGGGACACAAUUCAUCGGAUAAUAUAUGGGAACCACAACUCAUUGCAGACAUGACUGAGUUAUCAAACAAUGGUAUGAAUUGGGUUGAGGUGUCAUUCAUAGAGUACUGUAUGUACAGACAGUUAGUCAUUGACUUCACGACUAACAGUGUUAUCGAUAUUGUUUCCGAAGUGAAUGAAUACAACCGUUUAUACGAAGAGUUGCAUUCAUUAGGUUCGGGAGCUUUUGGGGAAUAUAACUAA